This is a messenger RNA of Limulus polyphemus (Atlantic horseshoe crab), 1470 nucleotides long. RefSeq lists its product as uncharacterized. The transcript is spliced from 3 exons. The record is from RefSeq and is a predicted model, not a curated record. Bases 107 to 1342 code for a protein of 411 amino acids. NCBI's taxonomy places the organism in Eukaryota, Metazoa, Arthropoda, Merostomata, Xiphosura, Limulidae.
AUUUACUCCUUGGGUUCUUAUGUGGUUCCUUUAUUACAAAAUUUUCAGUGGUUGUUAUGAACUGAAAACAAACGGAGCGGCUUCCUGACUUUAACAAUCAAUCAGAAUGAGGAUGUUUUCGUGUUUCAUUCUUGUGGUGUUGGUGGCGCUGAAGACAACAAUUGCAUCUAUAAUCAGUGAUGUGACACUUAAGGAUGAUCAAUUAGACAACAUUACACUCCAAAAUACCUUUGACGAAGAACAGUCUAUGGAAAACCUAAAACCAGCUUCGAAACAAAAGGAUCAUCCAAAAGAACGACCGUCUCUGGAAAAUGUUAUUGGUAUUUCAGUGGGUUCUUUAAAAAGACCUAGUAGAAGUAUCGCUAACGAUAACACUUUAGUUCGAGAUUAUAUGAAUUUCAAUAGGAAUGAGCCUUCCUCUGGUUUUAUGGAUAAUGGAGAUCGAAGAAAUUCAGUAAUUUUGAAAAAACAAGGCUAUAUGACAGAGGUAUUCACUGGUAACCAGAUGCAAGGAGGUGGAGGAGAGUUAAAAAGAAAAAAAGAUCUUCCACCGGGUUUUUUGGGCAGUCGGGGCCGAAGAAGUCAAGUGAAUUUUAAAAGACAGAACGAUGACCUUCCACCUGGAUUUAUGGGCAGCCGAGGACGCAGGAGCCAAAAUAAUCUUGAUCUGUUGUUAGAGAAGAUGGAAAGUCUGGGUUUAAGGAGUGAAAGGGAUUUCAAGAGACAAUAUACAUUUCCCCCUGGUUUUAUGGGCAGUAAAGGUCGGAGGGCUCAAGGAAACACAAAAGGUCGUCAAGACUACACGGGCUUGAAAAGAGAAAACAUAUAUCUGUCACAAUUUAUGGACGAUUGGAUCCGUAAGGUUCAAACAGACUUCAAAAGAAAUAACAAAACUCCACUGAAUUUAAUGAAAUAUGAGAAUUAUAAAGAUCAAAUGAUUUCCAAUCCAGAAAAUGCUCUUCCAAUGGAAUUGUUCGCUAUUGAAGGCCGCAGAAGUCAAACUGUCUUAGAUCACCAUAAUAACCUCCCAGCAGAUUUUAUUGGAAGUCGAGGCCGCAGAAGUCAAACUGUCUUAGAUCACCAUAAUAACCUCCCAGCAGAUUUUAUUGGAAGUCGAGGCCGCAGAGAUAAUACGAGCUACAAGAGAGAAAAUGAGCUUCUGCCUGGGUUUUUCGUCAGUCGUGGAAAACGAAAGGAACGCUUAGGUGUGAAAAAACAACUACCUCCUGCUGGUUUCGUUCUAGCUCGUGGUAAACGAGUAGAAAAUGAGUUUAUCCAGCUAAACAACACACCAUUGGACAGUAAAACAAACGCCAUGCGUUCUGGAAAUAAAAAGGGUUGACAAACAGGAAAGCGCAUAAGAAAUAUGUUCUUGGAGUGCAAGGUUAGAUUAUGUGUAGAAUGUAUGAGGAUAGUCGUGAUUUAAAUCUCUUUUGAAAACUUCAAAUUCCGUAAUUGUAAAAAUGUAAA